AUGCCUCUCCGCAUCAUCGUCAUCGGCGCCGGCGUAGCCGGUCUCUGCGCCGCCGUGGCCCUGCACCAAGCAGGCCACUCCGUCCAGGUCUUCGACAAAUCGCGCCUCACCGGCGAAGUCGGAUCCGCGAUCCUAAUCACCCCGAAUGGCCACCGCGUCCUGACCCGGCUCGGCUUCAACUUCGCCGCCGCCCGCGCCGACGAAAUGACCUACUUCCAGCCCGUCGACGGCAUCACCCUGCACCCGCUCGAAGCGCAUGAUCUCGCCGACCCGCGCGACCAGUUCGGCGCCCCGCUGUACACGAUCCAUCGCGCGGACUUGCAGCGCGAGUUACUGCGUCUAGCGCGGGGCAUGGACGUGCGACUGGGGGUUAAGGUUGUAGCUGCGGACGCGGAGCAGGGGUGGAUCCGUACGGAUGAUGGAGCGCAGUAUGAGGCGGACCUUGUGGUGGCUGCGGACGGGGUGCAUUCGGUGCUGAGGGGUGCAGUGUUGGAGGAUGAGAGGGCCGCAGCGCCGGUGAAGUCGGGGCUGAGUGCGUUUCGGUUCCUGAUUCCCACGGAGACGGUGCAGGGGGAUGGGCAGUUUCAGGCCCUGCAGAGGGUGCGCGGGAAGGGGAGUAGUUUGUUUGCGGAUACGUCGAAGGAGAGCGAGCAUCAUAUGGUGUGGUUUACGUGUCGGGGACGCCAGCUGCAGGUGUUUGUCGGGGUGCAUGAGGAUACGCAGGCGAAGGGGGAUGGUUCGACAGAUCUGAAAAACCUCAUGCUUUCUGAAUUCGGCCACUAUCAUCCCAGCCUGACCCAUCUCAUCCGACAAGCCCCCGAAGUCGCCGACUGGCCGCUCUCCAUCCACGACCCGCUCCCCACCUGGCAUCGAGGCCGCGUCGUGCUGAUCGGCGAUGCCGCACACCCGAUGCUCCCCCUAGGCGCCCAAGGCGCCAACCAAGCCAUCGAAGACGCAGGCGCGCUGGGCGCUUUGCUAGGCACUGGUGUGCAGAAAUCACACAUCCCGCGCCGUCUGGAGCUGUUUGAGAAAGUGCGUCGGCUGCGGGCUUCACGCGUGCAGACGCUCUCGAAGGUGCGACUGGGCAAGGAGCGCGAUGUGGAGAGUGAAGUGCGCAAGUUUGCGGAUCCGCCGGGGUCAGAUGUGCCGACGACUUUUGCGGAGAGGUAUAUGCAUGAUUAUGGGUGAGUUGGAUAUAACCUGACUAUAUCUGAACAGGGCUGAUGGAUCUAGAUUCGAUGUGUGGGAGGCU
Molecule: messenger RNA, 1252 nt
Organism: Aspergillus steynii IBT 23096
Lineage: Eukaryota; Fungi; Ascomycota; Eurotiomycetes; Eurotiales; Aspergillaceae
Product: FAD-dependent oxidoreductase
Exons: 7
Coding region: 1-1188 (395 amino acids)
Molecular function (GO): FAD binding; monooxygenase activity
Source: RefSeq, a predicted model, not a curated record